ACUGGGUGGGGAUGCAUAUAUUGUCAUUUCAGUGAAAAAGUGCAUGCCAUGUCCUGAGGGCUGGAGACAUCUAGAGGACAAGUGUUACUACUUCAGUGAUGACAAAUUAGACUGGAAACACAGCAGGGAUAGCUGUGCAUCUAUGGGCAGCCAUCUAACAAUACUGCACACCCAUAAACAACAUGAUGCUCUGGAGAAAAUAGCCCGCAGCAUUGGUGGGUUUGAUUACCAUUUCUGGAUCGGCCUGUCAGAUGCUGAAGAAGAAGGAGUGUGGAAAUGGGUGGACAACACACGGGUCAAUAAAACGUACUGGAAUGAAUGGGAUAACGAGCCUAAUAACCACGAGUCUGGUGGGCUUCAUGGUGAGGACUGUGCUGUGCUCAAUGCCCACUCUAGAACCUGGUUCGACGUGCCCUGCGACCACAUCUACAAACGCAUCUGUGAAAUGAAUAGUGUCAACAUUGAUUAAUUAACUUAGUCAUUAAAAGUGUAGAAAACAAUUGUGUUUUUUCAAUUUUUGUAAAAAUAAAAUGUAAAAAAUGUAGAAAGCAGUGUUGUUUGUGUGACCUUUAGAGAAUUUAAAUGUAUUUUUGUACCUUUGUACUUGUUCUCUACAAAUAAAGAGAUUUGGCAGA
Molecule: messenger RNA, 635 nt
Organism: Trichomycterus rosablanca
Lineage: Eukaryota; Metazoa; Chordata; Actinopteri; Siluriformes; Trichomycteridae
Product: C-type lectin domain family 4 member E-like
Exons: 3
Coding region: 44-469 (141 amino acids)
Molecular function (GO): signaling receptor activity
Source: RefSeq, a predicted model, not a curated record